Molecule: messenger RNA, 738 nt
Organism: Babesia sp. Xinjiang
Lineage: Eukaryota; Apicomplexa; Aconoidasida; Piroplasmida; Babesiidae
Exons: 1
Coding region: 1-738 (245 amino acids)
Biological process (GO): regulation of alternative mRNA splicing, via spliceosome
Source: RefSeq, a predicted model, not a curated record
AUGGUGAUAUCGAUCUCUUUCUCGGGUAGACCUUCGGAUUCGUCUGGUGAAUCUAAAGAUGGUGUUAGUAGUAACGUGGCUUCUAGGACUACCAGUUCUCGAAGUUUGUCAGUUUUCGGGGUUGAUAGUGACUCUGACAGUGCUGCUUCAGACUCGUUGGGCUCUCACCCAUUCUCCAAACGUACCAAGUUAUCACAAAACUCUGGUGUAGAUUCUGCUGGUUUACCACGUAGAACUAGGGUUGCUGAAGAGAAGAAAGCCGUGGUUGUGAAGUUCAAGGACUACGACUUGUCUACAGAUAGCUUGGAUCCUGAGCUGUACUUAUAUGACGAAUUGGAGUUUUCAUCGUCUAAUGAUCGUCAUAGCAGCGACGACCCUUCAAAAUUAGUAUACUUGGGUGUCGCUCCAUCUUCCUCUAGUGACAGUGUUGCCCCAACUGUUAAGAAAGAUUCUCAGUACAUGUCUGGUUUGCUCCGCACUGCUCGUACUCGUCAGUUGGAGCGUAGCAUUACUUUUGACAAGCAGCAGUUGAAGGCAGACCUUGCUAGCGGUGAUUCUGUUGGCGAAGUGUUUGUGACAGGUGCAUACAAGCGUCAGCUUGAAGAGCGUCGUCGUUACGAGGAGGAGCAACGCCUUAAGGAUGAGGCUGAUUUGAAGAAUAGCGGGAAGAGUGUGGCAAAUCUGCACGCUCACAUGCUGAAAUCAGGGAUUGCAAGUCGCACCCAUCGCAACAAAUAG